GUUUAGUUGUGAUGUGAAGCUCAUGUUGUUUUAGCACAAUGUCUGCUUUUCUGUGUUGUGCAUUCUUCCUCUGUCUCCUUUGCAGCACCCUGGCUGGGAAAGGUGAGUGGUGUUUAUUUUCAUUUUCUAUUGGGAGGUGGACAUCUUUUUGAGUUCAUGGAAAGGGGUGGUUUUUUAUUGAACAUUUCAUCUAGUCAGUUUUACAUUUAAAAUAUAUUAUGUACAGUCGACUCCUGAUAAGUGCACUUUGAAUAAGUGCGAAUUCUUUAAGUACAAUACAGUUUUCCAGUCUCAUUUCAAUUACAUGAUUGUUAAUAGCUUGCUCCUGAUAACUGCAUGCUCUGGCACGACAGUCCCAAGCUAUUGCAUUUUUCAGGAGUCAACUGCAAUCUAGAGUCCACUGCAAUCUAGAGUCCACUGCAAUCUAGAGUCCACUGCAAUCUAGAGUCCACUGCAAUCUAGAGUCCACUGUAAUCUAGAGUUGCAAUAUCAUAGAGGUACAAUACAAGAGGCUGUUUUCAAGUCAUUUACUUUUCAAGUGCAAUAUUCAAAUGAGAGUAGAGUAGUAGAUGGCUCCUUGUAUUCAUAAUAAAUUUCCAAAAAUAGACCCAGCCUUCUGUGAAACUAGUUUAGGGUAGUGAAAAUCUCCUUAACUGACUGAUUGGUAUUGGUUUAUCCUUAAAGAACAAACAUGUGACACAUAUGGUGUGUGUGUUUCUUCCAUUCUCCCAUCUGCUCAUAAAAGGGAACAAUGGACUACUGGUCCGAAAGCAGAAGGGAGACACCAUGACCAUCCACUGCAGCACCUCUCUACAAGACCAAGAAAACCUGAGUGUGUUUAUGCGCCUGACAAAAGAGAUACAAGUCUUCUACUUUUACCAGGAAACAGGAAAAAUCACCAUCAAUAAAAGGUUCCAAACCAGAUUGACGACUAACGGAGGACUCAACAAAAUGGACAUCACCAUCACAAACCUGACCAUAGAAGACUCUGGGGUCUACUGGUGUUUGUACCGUGUUUCUAUGAAAUCCCAGACUGAGGGGGAAGGAGCUAUUUUGCUGGUGGUGAAUGGUGAGUGUCUCAGCCAGUCCUGAUUCGCUCCCUAACCCUCCAUUUGGCACUUACUAUUCCCUUCAAUGUUCAAGUUCAUGUUUUUUGGGUCACAUGCACAAGUACAGUGAAAUGCUUAAUCUGCAAGCCCUACCCUACAGUGCAGUAUUCAAUAUCAAAAUAUUAUAACUAAUAAGAAAAUAAAUUUAAAAAACAACACAAUAAAUAACAUAGGAAGUUUAGAUUGGUCAAUUUGUUGAGUUGUAUGGUAUUCUUCAACAUCUCUGUUAUAACAUGAAUUGCCCCUGGGGAUAUUUUAAAUAAUAUGUACUGAACUGCAUUAAAAAAUUUGUUCUACUCUGGUGUGUUGCUGUACCACAGAUGACCAGAAUGGUGCGUCCUCAGGGCUAGGCAUUCCCAGGUAUCUGGUCCUGGUCUCAGCUGUCACUGCUGGCUCUGUGCUUCUCCUGAGUCUGGUCAUCCUCUUCAUCUGGGUCAUCCCCAGGGUAAGUACUACAGUAAAGUGUGUGUGUGUGUGUGUGCCCACAUGAAAAAAUACUACAGUUUACUAUAGAAUACUACAGUACUUACUAUAGAAUUAUGUAGUAUACUGUACAAUACUAUACACUGUAGUAUCCCUCGACCAUGUACAGUACUUACUAUAUCAUGUUGUAGUAGACUGUAGAAUACUGUAGUAGAUACUGCAGUAUUAUCCGAAGAAAAAAAAACUUUAGUAAAUACUACAGUAUUGUCUGCAAAAACAUUACAUCUGCAAAAACGCUAGACUUUAACGAUAGUAAAUACUCCAGUAUUUCAUUUGCAUAUACCCUGCCAAUUCCCCUCCCCCGUAUCCCAAUUUGUGCCAGGUUAUAGAAAAGAACAGAAGCUCUGAACUAUCUGUUCAGACCCCAGUCCUACCUACCUACAGGUUAUGGAACAUUUUAUCUUUUAGUAUUUCUCCAGUAGGUUUCCUCAAGGAAAAAGCCUCCACUUCUAUGUCAAAGAUAAUAAAACUAAAAUACUACAGUAAAUACUACAGUAUACAAUCUGCAAAAACACUGCAGUAAAUACUACAGUGUAUACUACAGUAUACAAACCGGGAAAAACUACAUUAAAUACUAUAGUAAAUAAUACAGUUAAUUUAUUACAGUAUUUAUACUAUAGUUAACUGUAAAUACUACAGUAUACUACAGUAAAUACUACUUUAGUAUGCAGAAACACUACUGUAAAUACUACAGUAUAUUACAGUCCGCAAAAACACUACAGUAAAUACUAUAGGAUAUAAUUCAGUUAUUUUACUACUGUAUUUAUACUAUAGUUAACUGUAAAUACUACAGUAAAUACUACUUUAGUCCACAAAAACACUACAGUGAAUACUACAUUAAAGUCAGCAAAAACACUACAGUGAAUACUACAGUAUUUAUAUCAUAGUAUACUAUAGUAUUUUUUCAUGUGCGUGCGUGCGUACGUGUGUGUGUGCUCAUUCGUGCUUGUGUGUGUGUGUGUCGGGUGGCAAGAUUGCCACAUCAGCACUGUCUCUACUGACUGUCUUUGGUAGGGAAAUGCACAGUUUUUAACUUCAGCCUUUUGCUUUGACUCAUAUAUGUAGACCUGAUGGAAUCUAUUGGGGAAGUUCUAUUAUCAGUACUGCAACAACAUACAGUGGGGAAAAAAAGUAUUUAGUCAGCCACCAAUUGUGCAAGUUCUCCCACUUAAAAAGAUGAGAGAGGCCUGUAAUUUUCAUCAUAGGUACACGUCAACUAUGACAGACAAAAUGAGAUUUUUUUUCUCCAGAAAAUCACAUUGUAGGAUUUUUUAUGAAUUUAUUUGCAAAUUAUGGUGGAAAAUAAGUAUUUGGUCAAUAACAAAAGUUUCUCAAUACUUUGUUAUAUACCCUUUGUUGGCAAUGACACAGGUCAAACGUUUUCUGUAAGUCUUCACAAGGUUUUCACACACUGUUGCUGGUAUUUUGGCCCAUUCCUCCAUGCAGAUCUCCUCUAGAGCAGUGAUGUUUUGGGGCUGUCGCUGGGCAAUACGGACUUUCAACUCCCUCCAAAGAUUUUCUAUGGGGUUGAGAUCUGGAGACUGGCUAGGCCACUCCAGGACCUUGAAAUGCUUCUUACGAAGCCACUCCUUCGUUGCCCGGGCGGUGUGUUUGGGAUCAUUGUCAUGCUGAAAGACCCAGCCACGUUUCAUCUUCAAUGCCCUUGAUGAUGGAAGGAGGUUUUCACUCAAAAUCUCACGAUACAUGGCCCCAUUCAUUCUUUCCUUUACACGGAUCAGUCGUCCUGGUCCCUUUGCAGAAAAACAGCCCCAAAGCAUGAUGUUUCCACCCCCAUGCUUCACAGUAGGUAUGGUGUUCUUUGGAUGCAACUCAGCAUUCUUUGUCCUCCAAUCACGACGAGUUGAGUUUUUACCAAAAAGUUAUAUUUUGGUUUCAUCUGACCAUAUGACAUUCUCCCAAUCCUCUUCUGGAUCAUCCAAAUGCACUCUAGCAAACUUCAGACGGGCCUGGACAUGUACUGGCUUAAGCAGGGGGACACGUCUGGCACUGCAGGAUUUGAGUCCCUGGCGGCGUAGUGUGUUACUGAUGGUAGGCUUUGUUACUUUGGUCCCAGCUCUCUGCAGGUCAUUCACUAGGUCCCCCCGUGUGGUUCUGGGAUUUUUGCUCACCGUUCUUGUGAUCAUUUUGACCCCACGGGGUGAGAUCUUGCGUGGAGCCCCAGAUCGAGGGAGAUUAUCAGUGGUCUUGUAUGUCUUCCAUUUCCUAAUAAUUGCUCCCACAGUUGAUUUCUUCAAACCAAGCUGCUUACCUAUUGCAGAUUCAGUCUUCCCAGCCUGGUGCAGGACUACAAUUUUGUUUCUGGUGUCCUUUGACAGCUCUUUGGUCUUGGCCAUAGUGGAGUUUGGAGUGUGACUGUUUGAGGUUGUGGACAGGUGUCUUUUAUACUGAUAACAAGUUCAAACAGGUGCCAUUAAUACAGGUAACGAGUGGAGGACAGAGGAGCCUCUUAAAGAAGAAGUUACAGGUGUUAGAAAUUGCGUAAUUCAAAUCUGGUAUUGGAAUAAGAAUCAAGAGAUCUUCAAUCCAAGCUUAAUUUAUUAUAUGCAAAAUGUAUAUAUGAUAAGUAUGAAGGUUCGUAUACGGGCUCACUGAAAAACCACGCAGGGCAGACAGAGAACUAGAAUUAUUGUUUACAGAUUCUUUCUCAAAUACUCUGACAGAAAGCCUCCACCUCUUCUGUUGGCCAACCAGAGCAAAGGACUGAGUGUGGUCCAGACUCCAUUCAGCCAAUCCGUUGGCGCAGGGGUUGGUCCCAACUCCUCGGCAUUUCAUUUGUUGCCAGGCAUAGUUGCUAUGAUAAUAACCUGCGGAGUCAGCACCCAAAAGACACCAUUCCACUGUACUCCAUGUUCAAGGACAGUUUCACAGACUACAAAGAGAGAGUGUUCGUAUCUGUAAGAAAUACAAGUCUUAUCUGUCCUACCCCUAACGUUCCUUACAUGAAUAACAACAGCCUGUUAUGUGAAACAAUCCAUAUCAGUACAGUGCUCCUCAUUAAUGCAUUCCUUCCAAGCUAUUCAUCACAUACAGAUCCAAUUAUGAGAAAAAUAAAACCCAACACAGGUCUGUGAGAGCCAGAAAUCUUGCUUGUUUGUAGGUGACCAAAUACUUAUUUUCCACCAUAAUUUGCAAAUAAAUUCAUUAAAAAUCCUACAAUGUGAUUUUCUGGAUUUUUUUCCCUCAAUUUGUCUGUCAUAGUUGACGUGUACCUAUGAUGAAAAUUACAGGCCUCUCUCAUCUUUUUAAGUGGGAGAACUUGCACAAUUGGUGGCUGACUAAAUACUUUUUUCCCCCACUGUAUUUGACAGGAAAUAUCUCCUUGUACUAGACAUGUUCAGUGGUAGUGUUUGAUUUGAUCUACACUGAUCGUAUUUCAUGAGUUGUGUUAUAAUCAAACACUACCACUGAACGAACUGCUUCUGGGGUCUUGCGUAAAUUCUGCCCCCGCAUAUUCCAUCUCAUCUUACUCAAGUGUGUGUGUGUGUAUGUAUAUAUGUACAUUUUUGACAUUUGCACUGUGUUAAUGUAUGUUCAAUUAAUUUCAAUUCAAUACAAAAUAUAUUUACUGAAACACAAGAGCACUUCUGAUCCCUCCCCCUUCUAAAGACACUGGCGGCAGGUAGCCUAGCGGUUAAGAGCGUUGGGCUAGUAACUGAAAGUUCGCUGGUUUGAAUCCCUGAGCCGACUAGGUGAAAAAUGUGUUGCUGUGCCCUUGAGCAAGGCACUUAACCCUAAUUGCUCCUGUAAGUUUCUCUGGAUAAGAGUGUCAGCUAAAUGUUGGAAAAAAAAAGAAGUCUGUUGUUAAUAAUAUAGCCUACUAAUAGUACCAUAUCUGACCAAUAUCUCUUGUCUUCCCAGUUAAAGGCAUGGCGUUCAACGAUGAGACCAACACAGGUCAGGACUAGCGACGUCUAUGAAGACAUGCGCACCACCAUCAGACGUGCGCACCACCCUUAGAUGGGUUAUUAGUGAUGUUACAUGGCAGCCAUCUUUACUUUGGGCACCACCCUCAGACAGGUUGUUACUGAUGUUGCACGGCAGCCAUCUUUACUUUGGGUCCAAACGGAGGCCCAUGUCAGCUGACUAGGAGACAAUGAUGUCAACAUACUGUAAUACAUGAUAUCAACGAAGGACCUUGAACGAUAUCUUCUCAGGUAGUGUUUAGUAGCAAGGGCUUGCAUCAUUGAUGUACACUUAUGUCAGUCAUUCAACCUCAAGGCAAGCUACCUAUAUACUGUAGCUACUUAAGUAUACACAGCAUUGUAUGUGACUGACAUCACACACUGUAAAUGGUUGUUCAUACAGAGGCUAGGAGAAUGCUUUUUAUGGUCCUUGACCCUGAUGCAGCAGGUAGAACUUGAGUCUUGUAAUUACCACCACAAUUUAACUUGUGCAUGGAAUGUCAAUUUUUUUCGCCGUACAUUCUAUUUUGCUGUAUAGAUUGACAAUAUAUUUUUUUACCACUUUUAAAUGUUGAAAUGAUUCUCAAUUGUAUAUUUUUGUUUACAUUUACAGUAUAUUUUUGUUUACAUAUUUGAUGGCAUUGGGCCUACACCUAUUUUCCAGGUGCCAGGCAACUUUUACUACUAUUUUAUUUGUAUACUUUUGCAUGCUUUAGUUCCUGUACUGAUCAUGUUGUUCCUGUAAUGAUAGUCUACAUAAGACUAACAGUUCUGCUUCUGUGGUCACUGUGGCAUCUCAACUUUUUCACAACAGUUUUGUGAUGUUUGCAUUUUAAGAACCCCCAUCAGCAGGGCUCAUCUCUCUACAGGAAAACAAGUCUGUUUUUUUAUAUUUACUGGACAGGCUGGGGUUGGUCUGUCCGGUAAUGCUGUCGCCUUCCAGAACUUACUGUAUGGCCCACUAGCUAGCUGGGAUCGAAUCACAGGUCUACCUCUUUACUCAAUACUGUUUUUCCCUUCCAUUCACUCCUGUCUCUCUCAUUAAAUCACAAAAAAUACGAAAAGGAGUGGAAACCCACUCUCCUUAAAAAAAUAAAACUGUAUUCUGAAA
This is a messenger RNA of Coregonus sp. 'balchen', 6626 nucleotides long. NCBI's taxonomy places the organism in Eukaryota, Metazoa, Chordata, Actinopteri, Salmoniformes, Salmonidae. The record is from the annotation of a GenBank genome assembly.